AUGGCUGGGCAUAAUGACGGCCCAAGGGAUAGCAUAGACAGCAGCCUUCCUCAGAUGGUAGACAUGGUGCCCGCUGAUGGCUCGCUGUUUCGUCCGCCUCACACUCGCCAAUCUUCAAACCCGAACGUGUUCUCCGAUGACUACACAAUCGACUCCGUUGACGCUCCUCUCUUUUCUAAUCACCGACGAUCCGCAUCUAUUUCCUCCCUAGACUCAGCCUCGACCAUUGAACCCCGAUACCACAACCUACCUAAACCAGGCACAGAGAGUAACAGCGCACGAGCGAACUCACGGCCCAAUCAACCCCCGGUAGUUUCUCCUCAGCAGUCCGAGGAAUCGUUGCCGCUGCAUAGGACUGCCAGUUAUCGCUCAGAGGCAUCAACCACGCCAGAUGAAGACGCAGACUUGGACCCGUUUACGGAUGAUCAGAGUCCGUCGCAUACCACCACCGCCGCCGCCGCCAAUCGACCAUCUAGUAUUCGAAAGGAUGUGACCUCAAUGAAUCGUCGGUCUGUCGUUUCGACAACCUCGACUCGAUCAGGGUACAACCCAUUGCCAAGGGCCAUGAGUCCUUAUCGUGGAGCAACUGGUCCCAGCCAUCCCUACGCAAUGUAUCCGCAGGUGGGUGUCAGUCGAGCAGCCAGCGUCGCUACAGUGUCAUCAAUACGUCGAGCCGACAGUCCCAUGAGAGGGCGAACGGCUCCCCAACAUCCCUACGGCAUGUAUCCGCAGAUUAUCGAUUACGAAGAAGAUCUAGGCGAUCAGCCAAUUCCAGUGGGGUUUUCUGCGGCGGGUGGACUGCAAUCCCACCAGGCAUCAUCCCCCGAGGCGGAUGACGUCGGCGAUAUCGUUGGGCCUGACGGCCAUUUAGAACAGCUUCCACCUUACUCCCGAUAUCCAGACGGUGUGGUUCGGCCAAUGACGGGUCGGGGCCCGGCUAGUAUAGCAAGUGAUAUGAGAGGGCAAUCGGAGAGGUAUCAAGACGAGCCUUCUGCUCCCGCUACCGCUACCGCCCGACCGGAUGCAUCUUCACGGACGUUAAUAAAUGUUGACUCCUCGGAACCACUGCAUCCAUCGACCAGUCAAUCUGACCGAUCGUCAACGUUGGUAGAGACCAUGAGCGAAAAGAUCAAUCGAAAAGGACGACAAAAAUGCUGCGGUGCUCCCAUAUGGCUUAUAGUCGUUCUGCUUAUGGCUAUGGUGGUAUGUGCUCUAUUAGGCGGUGUUAUCGGUGGUGUCCUCGGUGAGAGAGCUGCAACACGUCGCGCACAGAGUACAGGCACCGCUACUGCGAGUGUGGUGACCGUGACUUACACAUCCGACGUGUCCCCGUAUACUGCCACACCCACAGGGUUUGCGGCUCUGCCAACAGGCAACUACCAAGUUCCUUGGACUACCACAAACGUGUCUAAGUUUUGUAUUGGCGCAUCCAACCAAAUGGCGGCUUGGAGCUGCCAAGUGAUGGAUCCUCUGUCUAUUCUAGUUCAAGGAGUCAUCGAGGCUAGCAGUGUUACGGUUAAGGAGCCUGGCAUCCAAAAUGACCAGUUCAAUUAUGGGGCCCAACUACCAUACGACAUUGAACCCGCGAAACAGAAUCUGAGCAUGAUGAUCGAUAAGGAGGAUCCCCAGUUGGGACCAGCCCUCUUUUUUCAAACUUUGUUCAACAAACUCGUCAUAGUUGAAGAUACGCAAGAUAUACAGUCCAAGCGGUCCAUUAACGAGAGAGAUUCUGCGAAUAGUAAUGGAUUCGUGCAAGGAGAGAAUGCGGGCAACGGCGCGAAGCCUUGGUUCUGUUGGUGGAACCAAACGCAGAUAGAGACAUUUAUCUACAUCAACCAAACUCAAGACACGACAGGUUCUUCUUCUCCUUCUUCCUCCUCGACACAAGCCAUACCAGUAUCUACAUCUGCAGCUGGGGCAGGAUCGUCCAAACGAGAUACAACCAUUCCUGGUUACUACCCGAGAAAGGUCAAAAUCAAGGAAAACCGAGUCAACCCGAAUGCACCACAAGCUUAUUGUCAGCAGAUGCAAGUCAACUCUGAUAACAGUGUUACUCCAAUUCAUGGCCAGACCUUUAAGAUAAACGAGAGCAUCACAACACAUGCGUAUUCGCAGCAGUCUUCCCAAGUUCCAUGUUAUUGCGAAUGGUUGACCUAA
Messenger RNA from Talaromyces atroroseus, 2157 nucleotides. RefSeq lists its product as hypothetical. The record is from RefSeq and is a predicted model, not a curated record. Bases 1 to 2157 code for a protein of 718 amino acids. Lineage: Eukaryota; Fungi; Ascomycota; Eurotiomycetes; Eurotiales; Trichocomaceae. The transcript has a single exon.